Molecule: messenger RNA, 522 nt
Organism: Peronospora matthiolae
Lineage: Eukaryota; Oomycota; Peronosporomycetes; Peronosporales; Peronosporaceae
Source: the annotation of a GenBank genome assembly
AUGCCUCUCACACCUCAGCAGCAGGCGAUUUCGUCGCCUGUUGUCGUGAAUCCUCCACGUGGUGAGUCACCACGCGCGACAGGUACAUUCGUUGCGUCUGCAGUGGGUACCUUGAGUCGUAAUGAAGAUGAUGCUGAGAUAGAGCUCGUCUAUUCUGGCGAGUCGGAUGAUGCAGACGACCCGAAGGCGACUCCUCACGCCUCCGGAUCACCCGAGGCGGGCACAGCAAGAGCCAGGUUUUCUGGCUAUGGUCAACGCAGCGGUAUCAUGUCCGAGAUCUUCGGACCGAGCUAUUCUUUUGAUGAAUCCUCGUCUCACGCAAUUCCAUCCGACGAUAGGACGCGUGGUGAAGGUAGUGAUGCCCCUAUGCUUCACCACGAGAGAGGCAAAUCCAGAGAUCGACCUGCCACUGGUGUCAGUGGUCGUGCUGACACCACUCAAGAGUCCAGGGACCACAAUGUCCUGCGCCAUGCUCCUGAAGUGAAGUCUCCUUGGUUGCCGUCAUCCAAAGAGUUAGAUUGA